AUGCAUAUCGCACUACUUCUCCUUGGUGUCGGUUGCGCUUUUGCCAAUUAUGAUACGCAGCCGUCUGGCUACGGUAACAAUAACGCGUACGAGGUGCAGCAUGUGGCAAAGAAGUCACCCUACAACAAACCAGUAGACUACACUAGGUCUAAUGACUUCCCUGGCUUCAACUUCUUCGGCAACAAAGUCUCUCAGCAAAACCUUGGCCAGACCAACACCCAGGGACAGAGUAACUUCCAAAAGGGAGGUGACCAGACUAACGCAGGGUUGAAUCAAAAUCAAGUCAACGUUGGUCAGCAAAAUAAACAGAAAGUCGGCAGCAGAGGAUAUGACGCCCCAUACAGGCCUACUUAUCCCGGCGGCUACAAUCCAAACCCAGCUACUAACAUCCUCGGCAAUAACUUUGAUCUACAAACCCUCGGACAAGUUAACACCCAAGGACAGACUAGCGUUCAACAAGGAGGUGACCAGACCAAUGUCGGAUCCAACGCUAACGCAGUUAACGUAGGCCAAACGAACACUCAGGGUGGUGUAAGUGGUGGAUACAACGGUGGAUACAAACCCAGCUAUGACGCUCCUCGACCAUAUGGCGGUUAUCAGGGUGGAUACAACCCAACCACCAACGUCCUUGGCAACAAAUUUGAUCUACAGACUCUCGGACAAGUUAACACCCAAGGACAGUCUAGCGUUCAACAAGGAGGUGACCAGACCAAUGUCGGAUCCAACGCAAACGCCGUGAAUGUCGGCCAAACGAACACCCAGGGUGGUGUAAGUGGUGGAUACAACGGUGGAUACAAACCCAGCUAUGACGCGCCUCGACCAUAUGGCGGUUAUCAAAGUGGAGGAUACAAUCCAUUCAACGUACUUGGCAACAACUUCGACCUCCAGACCCUUGGACAGGCUAACACGCAGGGUCAACAAAACGCACAAAUCGGCGGCGCUCAAACCAACGCUGGAUACAACCAAAAUGCCGUUAACGUUGGUCAGACCAACAACCAGGGAGGUGCCGGAGCCGGAGCAGGUUACAAACCAUCAUACGAUGCUCCUUCUUAUGGAGCCGUGCUAAUUCCAAUCAACCCCUCAACAGGAGGAUAUGCCGGAGGAUAUGCAGGUGCAGGUGGAAACGUCGUAGGAAACAGAUACGAUAUCCAAAAUCUGGGACAGGUCAGCAACCAAGGCCAAGCAAACUUGCAGAAGGGAGGUGAUCAAACUAAUGUCGGUCUGAACCAGAACGCUGUAAACGGAGGUGCGGGAGCAGGAUACAAACCUUCGUAUGAUGCUCCAAGUUACGGAGCAGGAGCCGGCGCCGGAUACAACGGCGGACCAAUCUACGUUCCUGACUUCGGCAACUUCAUCAAGAACAACGUCUAUUCGCAGAAUCUUGGCCAGGCAAGUACCCAAGGACAACAGAACGUACAGAAAGGCGGUGACCAGGCCAACGUUGGAGUUAACGCCAAUACUGUGAAUGUUGGACAAACCAACAAUCAGGGAGGUGCGGGAGGAAAGAGCUACGACGCUCCACAACAGGGAUUCAACCCAUUUAACUUCAUCAACAAUAAGGUAUUCCAGCAAAACCUUGGACAAACCAAUACCCAAGGACAAUCUAAUGCUCAGAUUGGCGGCGCACAAACCAACUUUGGGCAGAACCUGAACACCGUAAACGUCGGUCAAACGAACAACCAGUUCAGCGAUGUACCAACAUACGGAAAGCCGGCUCCUCCAGCAUACAAACCCGCUCCUCCAGCGUACAAACCAUCUCCUCCAGCUUACAAACCAUCUCCUCCCGCUUACAAACCAUCUCCUCCCGCUUACAAGCCCUCCCCUCCAGCAUACAAGCCAUCUCCUCCAGCUUACAAGCCCUCCCCUCCGGCAUACAAGCCCUCCCCUCCGGCAUACAAGCCCGAGCCAGAAAGCAGCGGCUACAGGCAUUAG
Messenger RNA from Necator americanus (New World hookworm), 1932 nucleotides. RefSeq lists its product as uncharacterized. NCBI's taxonomy places the organism in Eukaryota, Metazoa, Nematoda, Chromadorea, Rhabditida, Ancylostomatidae. The transcript is spliced from 10 exons. The record is from RefSeq and is a predicted model, not a curated record. The coding region runs from base 1 to 1932 and encodes 643 amino acids.